AUGCCUUUGUCCGGCCACUGCCUGUGCAAGGCUGUCACUUACACUGUGGACAUCGACGCACCCCUCAUCGUGGGGUACGAUCAUUGUGACGACUGCCAGCGUCAAAGCGGGUCAACCUACUCUCUAGUUGCCGUUGUCCCCAAGGACAAAUUGACGGUCAAUGGACCCAUCAAGAAGUGGUCUGGAACGGGAUCCUCCGGCCAUGCGGUGCACCGUCUCUUCUGUUCGGAUUGUGGCUCACCCAUCGCGCACGAUCCCGACGCGGCCCCAGAAAUCAUCGCCCUGAAAGCUGGUACUUUUGACACAGAAAUCAAGAAAACCCUCAAGCCCGACACCGAGAUUUGGACCGUUAGCAAGCUUCCUUUCUGCCAGGAGCACUUGGAGAAGCCUUUCAAGCAUAUGCCCGAGUAA
Molecule: messenger RNA, 411 nt
Organism: Aspergillus tubingensis
Lineage: Eukaryota; Fungi; Ascomycota; Eurotiomycetes; Eurotiales; Aspergillaceae
Product: GFA family protein
Exons: 3
Coding region: 1-411 (136 amino acids)
Molecular function (GO): carbon-sulfur lyase activity
Source: RefSeq, a predicted model, not a curated record